Bombyx mandarina (wild silkworm) is the source of this 3091-nucleotide messenger RNA. It is a transcript of the gene Atf6, whose product is annotated as bZIP_ATF6 domain-containing protein ATf6. Lineage: Eukaryota; Metazoa; Arthropoda; Insecta; Lepidoptera; Bombycidae. Gene Ontology annotation, cellular component: nucleus. The record is from RefSeq and is a predicted model, not a curated record. Gene Ontology annotation, molecular function: RNA polymerase II cis-regulatory region sequence-specific DNA binding; DNA-binding transcription factor activity, RNA polymerase II-specific. Gene Ontology annotation, biological process: regulation of transcription by RNA polymerase II; endoplasmic reticulum unfolded protein response.
AACAGAAAUUGACAAUGACCAAUGCGUGUUACUGUUCAUAAAUUCUAAUUUAAUAAUAAAGUUGCCGGAUAUUAUAGAACCGUUUUAUCUACAUGUGUAGUUAUUAUUUCGAUUGCCUAGUAAAAUAAAUCUAUGGCUUCAGUUAAAUAGUUCCGAUGGAUGAGGAUAUUCUAAUUGAUAACAAAACUGGUUUUUAUGGUGAAGAUUUUCUAGAUGAGCUCCUAUCAAAGGACUACUGGCCUUCAUUACUGGAUGGAGCAGAUGCAUCGCCCAGUGAAAUUCUAGCAGAUGCAGCUCCAGUUCUUGUACCACCUAUAUCACCUGUGUUGAGUUUAAAUUCAUCUCAGAGCAGCGGUAAUUGCGAUUCUGGCAGUGACGAUGACUCUAAAAAUGGUUCGAAUACAUCAACAAGACAAUCAUCGAAUUCACCCUGUGACUGGAUGUUAAAUUUGGAUCAGGAGCCUACAAGCAACCUGAAACUUGAAGACGUGGAACUAUUUUUACAUAAAACAGGUCCAUCAAAUGUACAGCCAAAAGGCUACAUACAAGAUGCAGUUCACAAAGAAAAAAGGCCUGUCAUGUCGAUUGAAAACGGUGUUAUCAAGGGUAUCAAGACUGAGAUUGAAAGCAGCGAUACAAAAGUAACGUGCCCUAUGACACACAAAGGAAAUGGUUAUGUUCAAAAUGCAUAUUUUAAAGUUGUAAACGAAAAUACAUCAUCAUGUAUUUUUGUUAAAGACGAAAACCAAAUCAAAUUAAAUGAUCAAAUUAAGUUAGUUGUUCAACAAAAAAAUUCCAAACAUGAGAGAUCUUUGAGUGUCAUUCCAUCACAUUUAGUGCCAUCAGAGAAAAAUGCUAAAAUUGCCUUAAUACCAAUACCACAGACUAAGCUUAACGAUAAGAAUGGACAUUCCAUUAAGGCAGUGUCUCCAAGAAGUAAUACUUCGAUCGUGAUAAAUACAGAUCUUCCCUUAAGUGAUAAUGGAUACGAAACAAAAGUACAAAACGGGACGAUAUGUACGACAGAACCAACGAAUCCCAGUUUCGACGGUAUUGAUCUCUCUAGUUUAACUGCAAAUGAAAUAAGGGCAUUGAAAAAACAACAACGGAUGAUAAAAAAUCGCGAAUCAGCUUGUCAGUCACGACAAAAGAAGAAAGAAUAUGUGACUGCGCUGGAACAACAAUUACUGGAAGCACAUCAGGAGAUAGCAAGUCUACGACUCGAAAAUAAGUUGUUGAGGGAUCAACUCGACAGCAACGUAAGAAGUCGGAAGUUACCACGCCUCGAUCCGUCGAUAUUAAUACCUAAAAAGAACAUAGCUGUUAUCUUUGCUAUGGUUUUUAUGGUUUCACUGAACUGGAAUGUCCUUGGGUGGAACUCAAAGCCAUUCCUGAAACCGUCCCCAGAACGACAAAGCACGAGACAUUUACUAUGGGCUGAUGAGAGCAGUGUGGAAUUAGCUGAAAGUGAUCAAAUAACAAAUAGCAGUUACGAUUGCCAAAACAUGACAAAUCCUCUCGAUUCUAUAUAUGUAAACCAAACUGAGAGUAUUAGGAUAGCCGGAGACCUGAGUCGUUGGAUUAGAGGAGGCAAGACUUUGAAUUGGACCGAAAACAAGUUUCGACGAAAAAGAAGCGCAUAUAUUAGUGAAGAAAAAAUUAAUGGUGGUAUUUUAGAAACAUACAAACUCUUUAACAAAUUAAAUUUGGAAGCGAACAAUAUCGAUUUUCAAAACACAAGAAAUCAGGUGCGUAACAUCCGUGAUAAGUCGCGACUGCGACGCCUUAGGCGGAAUAAUAAAGACAUUGAUUUCCCCGAGAGUUCUGUGAUCGACUACGACCUGUACACAAAACCAAUGAGAAAAUCUAUGAACGAUAUUAACAUGGAGGACUUCGGAGAAUGGAACACUCUGCUGCAGGCCCUGGACAGGCGCGACGACACCUUUUAUGUGGUCGGAGUUGGGAAGGGCGAACACCUGCUGCUGCCUGCCGUCUCGCAUAAUGUCACUCGUCCUCCUAAAAUGGCACUCAUACUUCCUGCACGAAAUGGAAAUGAUUCCAUAUUGAACGACCACGUGAUGUUGAUGCAAAUAGAUUGUUCUGUAUUGAAUACAACACUGGUGAAGCUCAGGUCGGACGCGCUUCCGGAAAGUUUAAGGAAAACUCAAACAAAUGAUAAAGUACGCAGUGACAAGUUCGAUAUUAAAAAAGUGAAUAAAGAAACAAUUGAUGCUAGUCUCUCUAAAGUUCUACAAAAUGCCAGCAAUAAUCUGCCUAAUAACAUAAUUAAGAGAAAUAAAAUUUCUACUAACCUAGAUUAUGACAUGAUGUCGAAUUACUUAAUGUCUAAGGAAGACCCUAAACCAACUAAUAAGGUCCAAAAGGUCCAGUAUACAGAAUCGAACAACGUCACUGUUAGUCCAUGAAAAGUUUAUGUAAUAUAGUUGAGUUAUUAAAAAAACAUAGAGGUUUAAUAAGCCCAUUUUCGUAAUGCAAUAAAAAUUGGUGUACCAUAUUUUUAAAAGUCAAUGUAGGACGAGAUAUAUAAUAUUUGCUAUUAAUUUCAUGGUUAAGGUUGACGUAUUUCACAUGCAUUCAAAAAUAAUAUUGUUAAAUAAUAACAUUAAAAGAUGAACAUAUAUUAGUUGUAGUAUAUAUUAUAGUUUUGCAAUAAAUUUCAUUUAUUUAGUAGGAAAUUCACAAAAUUGUUAUUGAAAUUGUACUAUUGUGUUGUUAAUUAUUCUUUAAUACCUCUACCGUUGAUCACGGCGUUGGCAAGAGUAUGACGAAUUUUCAAAAUUGGGAAUUCGUCCAAAGCCUAUUUCACAAAUUUAGUGUUACUUCUAAUUACUUUAGCUUUGUACUGUCAGUGAUAGCUGGUAGUCAUUGGAGUUCCUAAAGAAUCUAAAAAUGUUAUGUUAAGUAUCUGUUAAUUAUAUCACCAAGUAUUACAAAUUUGAAUUAUUUUGAUUCUAUAUUCUAUGAAAAUUGUAUCGCUUAAAGUUAAAUUUUUAAUACAUGUCUAAACAACGAGAAAAUCUCAUUUUUAUUCCAAGAUAGCUGCAGUCCAUUUGUGUAAAAAAAAAAGAUA